CAGGCCUCUGGCGUCGGCGUCAACGCGCAGUGCCUCUCCGUUUAUGAAGAGCUCAAGCUCGGGAAGGCGAAGAAGCCCAAAUUUGUCGUGUUCACGCUCGCGAAAGACCUGACCGAGAUCAUCGUCGAGAAGACGGGCGAGCAGACGAGCACGUAUGACGAGUUCAUUGCCUCGCUUCCCGAGGCGGAAUGCAGGUGGGCGGUGUACGACUUUGAGUACAAGCGGGAGGACGGUGGGAUCCGGAACAAGCUUACCUUUAUUUCGUGGUCGCCCGAUGAUGCGAAGGUGAAGCAGAAGAUGUUGUUCGCCUCGUCCAAGGACGCGCUGCGGCGCGCACUGGUCGGCAUCGCCGUCGAGAUCCAGGGUACGGACUACAGCGAGAUCGCUGAGGAUGUUGGUGCGUGUGCUCCAUCUACUCCACGGUCUUCCACUCAGGCUGAUCGCGUCGUCUCUCCCUUCCAUCUCGGACCCUCGUCUCCGCACCGCGCAGUCCGGGACAAGGCUGCGCGAGGAAACUGA
Molecule: messenger RNA, 519 nt
Organism: Epithele typhae
Lineage: Eukaryota; Fungi; Basidiomycota; Agaricomycetes; Polyporales; Epitheliaceae
Product: recombinant Actophorin
Exons: 2
Biological process (GO): actin filament severing; cell motility; actin filament depolymerization
Cellular component (GO): cytoplasm; actin cytoskeleton; actin cortical patch
Molecular function (GO): actin filament binding
Source: RefSeq, a predicted model, not a curated record